Messenger RNA from Aspergillus mulundensis, 2238 nucleotides. Its product is annotated as 5'-methylthioadenosine/S-adenosylhomocysteine nucleosidase family protein. The transcript has 2 exons. The record is from RefSeq and is a predicted model, not a curated record. The coding region runs from base 1 to 2238 and encodes 745 amino acids. Lineage: Eukaryota; Fungi; Ascomycota; Eurotiomycetes; Eurotiales; Aspergillaceae. Gene Ontology annotation, molecular function: catalytic activity. Gene Ontology annotation, biological process: nucleoside metabolic process.
AUGGCAGACUGCAUAGAUACGCUCACCGCAGUGUUUUCGGACGCAUUGGAAGGUGUCCACGUUCACACAACACCGAGACGGCGGAGAGAACCACCAUCGGGUUUCUGGGACCUGGCGGAUGGCCUUUUUAACACACGAUCACAGGUAGGCUGGUCUUUAUACGACAUCAGCGAGGUGAGGACUGACGCGGGACAUAGACCUGAUACGCCUGGAGAAGUUGCACUUGAGAUUCCAGCCCGGCCUCAGUGGUACCUCGAGAAGCCGAAUGUGAUACAAUUUCUCUGCAAGUCGCUUGGCGUUGCACAUAUUGCUCAAGUAUUCCGGUUCAACUUUGUUUUGGACGCUGGAAAGCUUUGGCAGCAUCGCACUAGCGAGCGGCAGAGCUCCUUUGAAUGCAUGGAUUCCGUUACCCUGCAUCAGCUGCUCUCAGCAGGGGUGUCUGAGUGGAGCGCGGUAGAGAAGCUGGUGCUUGCCGUGAUCUUGGCAUACUCUCUGUUUUAUUUCUACGACGGAUCCUGGCUGGGGGACCGUGGGUGGACCAGGCACAACAUCUUGUUCUUCACCAAAGCCGGCUCCGUUCCGUUGCAACCAUUCCUUCGGUUCAGUUGCAGCGCAGAUCAUGGGCCAUCCAUGGAUGGAGACAGUUUACUUCAUCGAUAUCCAAGUAUUCUUGAGUUUGGGGUGACUCUUCUGGAAAUAGACCUGGGAAGGUCGCUCGAAUCGGUCCCGGGUUGCAUCAAUGAAAUCACGUCGGUUGAUGACCAAUACGCAAAGGCAUGCGAGGUAUUCAAGAAGCGCAGGCCUUACAUCUGGAGCAAGCACUACCGCGAGGCGAUCAAUGCCUGUCUGUACGAGGACUUCACAACUGCAGAGACUGAGACUGCUGCAGACUUUCGUACUCGGAUCUACGAGACCAUUGUUCGACCGUUGGAGGAGGAGCUUCAUAACUCAUGUCAGGAGUUUAUCUCCUUGGAGAUGUUGGAUACAAAAGCUUCUAGCAUGGAUCUAGGGACCGCUACACAGACCGUGACACUGCAGGCCCCCGCCGCUUCAUUGCCACCAGGCAUCGGAACUACUGGCUAUUUUGGUCACAAAAUGCUCUCCUCCGCACUGCCUCAAUUGCCUCAUACUGCUUCCUCUCCUUCAAUAAAUCUACCAUCAUCCCAAUUCUCAUCAGGCUUACACUCUCCACCCCCUUCGCGUCGAGCUGAAUUCGAGAUCGCGAUAAUAUGUGCACUGAAACAAGAAUAUGACGCGGUGGCGCUUCUCUUUGACGAGUAUUGGGAUGAUGAAGGCGACUCAUAUGGAAGGGCACCAGGAGAUGAAAACACCUACCUCACUGGCAGAAUCCACCAACAUACCGUUGUGCUCGUCCUUCUUCCAGGAAUGGGCAAGGUCAACGCCGCAAGGGCAGCAGCUAGCUUUCGAUCCAGCUACGGCGGCAUUCGACUGGCUCUUCUUGUCGGUAUCUGCGGUGGUGCUCCUAAGGCUAGUGGUCAAGAGAUCAUACUCGGGGACGUUAUAAUUAGCACCCACGUUGUUGAAUAUGAUCUAGUCAGGAGAUUUCCUGAUGGAACCAGAAGGAAAAGGGAUACCAACAAUGGAGAAGGACGUGCGAGUCCGAGCAUUUUAGGGUUCAUGGGCACAUUACAGACGAAAUUCCAAUCGCAACGCCUCGAAGAGCGCACAGCACACUAUUUCGCUGACGUACAAAGUAAGGGCCAGGAAGGGGAAUAUGUCUAUCCCGGUGCUUCCAAAGACAAGCUCUUCCGAGCCUCAUAUCGACACAAGCAUCAGUAUCAACUUCGAGGGAGCCGGUGCAAAACAUGCCGCGCCUGCUACGCAAAGUCCCAUCCCGUCUGUGACGAAGCCUUGACAGCAUCAUGCAGCACUCUCCACUGUGAGGACAGGUUCCUCGUUCCCCGACAGCGACUAUCAAGGCAACAAAAGCAUCGCGAACCCUACAGACCGGCCAUCCACUUCGGCGCUAUUGCAUCAGGCGAUUCUGUGAUGAGGUCAGGCGAAGAUAGAGACGAGAUUGCUCGGCUUGAAAAUGUAAUCGCGUUUGAAAUGGAAGGAUCCGGAGUUUGGAAUAGCCUGCCUUCUGUGAUUAUCAAGGGUGUCUGCGAUUAUGCCGAUAGUCACAAGAACAAAGACUGGCAGACAUUUGCCUGCGGCACAGCCGCUGCAGCUAUGAAGGCGGUUCUGGAAAGAUAUGUUCGAACCGACAGGGUAUAG